ACACGUACGAAGUCGCGGGCAUCGUCUAUAGUUAUACAAUGAAAUCGGUACAAUUGUGUAAAGUAAUUGAAUUUAACAAUACUUAAUUAAUUAUAUAGAAAUAAAUUACAAAUAAAUAAGUUAAGGUUAAGCACGUCAUCCUAUUUUUUUAUAUAUUACACUAAUUAUUGUAAUGCGAACACGCCCAGUGGGCUAAAUCGUGAAACUGCGUAAUUGCUCUUGUAUAGAUUUCUUAUAGGAAACAGAAGAUUAAAAUGAAUAGCAAUAAACUCGUAUAAAUACACAAGAUAGCGUGAUAUCAUUUAGAUUAGCAUCACCUAUUGGAAGAAUCAUAGGCGAUGGCUUGGAAGGUUAUAACGUUUUUGGCGAUCUUUGCGCUAAGCGAAGGCCGACCUCCUACGUCGGAGCAAAAAGUCAAAAUAGAGAAUUGGCUUUCACAUAUUGGAUCUCAAGAAUCUGAAGCCCAAGAAUUUUAUGCGUAUCCGUCCUAUGAAUUCACAUAUGAAGUGUCGGACCCACAUACGCAUGAUUUCAAAGGACAUCACGAACAACGAAAAGGCGAUGAAGUAAAAGGAUAUUACUGGCUCGUCCAACCUGAUGGUUUAAAACGUACCGUCAAGUAUCGCGCUGAUAAACAUAGCGGAUUAAAGGCGCACGUUGAUUAUACCAAACACUGGGAAGAAAAUAACAAAAAAGACGAAGGUGAAGAGGAAGGACAACAAGAAGUGAACGAGGAGGAGAACAACGCGGCUGAAAACAGUAAUGAAGGUAAUGAGAAUCAAGAGAAUGAAAACAAUGAAAAUGAAGGGGAAGUAGCAGAACAAAAUGAAAAUAAUGAAUCAGGUGAAGGAGAAGAAUCUCAAAAUCAAGAAAGACAGGUUGAGAACCGUGAACGUGAUUCAAGUCGUGGCAACAAACGAUAUUAUUCAAAGAAGGGUCACGGUGAAAAGCGUUAUCGUGGUGAGUUGCAAGCUUCUGUUGGAAUCUGGCACCCAAAAGAUUGGAGUCAUCGUCACGGUAAUGAGGAGUCACGUCGAGAACAAAGCAAUGAAAAUAACGAAGAAAAUACAGAUCGUGGUGAAAAUGAAAAUGAAGGUGCUGAAAAUUCUGAAGGAGAAGCACAAGAGCGCGGUCAAGGUGCUGAAAAUAAACGAGGAGGAUAUAAACAAAAUGAACGUAGACAUAACGUAGGUAAAGGGUCCAAUAAACGUGGUAAUGAAGGUCGAAAUGAACAACGCCAUCAGGAAAACCGAAAAAAUGAAAAUAACGAAAACGCUGAAAAUAAUGAGGAAAAUGAAGAAGGUAAAGAAGGUGAAGAAAAUGGCAACGAGAAUUCUGAAAAUAAGCAAAAGGGUAAAAUAAUAAAGACUGAAUACCACGUCACUAUUCAUCACCCUAAGUAUAAAUAUAAGUACUAAGUAGACUAAGCGUGAUGCACAAAGAUUUAUCUCUCGAUGCACAUUCCUAAUGAUGGGAUCGAAUAAAAGAAAUAUGACCAAACAAUA
Molecule: messenger RNA, 1505 nt
Organism: Bicyclus anynana (squinting bush brown)
Lineage: Eukaryota; Metazoa; Arthropoda; Insecta; Lepidoptera; Nymphalidae
Exons: 4
Coding region: 339-1418 (359 amino acids)
Cellular component (GO): extracellular matrix
Source: RefSeq, a predicted model, not a curated record